Messenger RNA from Hypomesus transpacificus, 2040 nucleotides. RefSeq names its product recoverin 3 (gene rcvrn3). Lineage: Eukaryota; Metazoa; Chordata; Actinopteri; Osmeriformes; Osmeridae. The transcript is spliced from 4 exons. The record is from RefSeq and is a predicted model, not a curated record. Gene Ontology annotation, molecular function: calcium ion binding. Bases 17 to 595 code for a protein of 192 amino acids.
CAGCCAAGCUGACAUCAUGGGAAACUCCCAGAGUGGUGCUGUAUCCAAGGAGAUGCUGAAGGACCUUCGUCUCACCACCAAGUUCAGCGAGAGUGAAAUCGCCCAGUGGUAUGAAAACUUCCAGAAGCAGUGUCCAUCAGGGCGCAUCUCACCGGAACAGUUUGAAGGUAUCUACGGCAAGUUCUUCCCAGAGAGCGAUGCCAAGACCUACGCCCAGCAUGUGUUCCGCUCAUUUGACACCAACGAUGACGGGAUGCUGGACUUCAGAGAGUACAUCAUCGCCCUGCACAUGACGUCCUCUGGGAAGAUAACCCUGAAGUUGGAGUGGACCUUCUCACUGUUUGAUGUGGACAAGAACGGGUAUAUCACCAAGUCAGAAGUACAGCAGAUCUGCAACGCUCUCUUCAAACUGAUUCCCAAAGACAAGGUGGCUGACUUACCUGAGGAUGAAAACACACCAGAGAAGAGAGCAGAGAAGCUCUGGAACGUCUUUGAGAAAGAGGAUAAUGAUCGAGUGGCCGAAGGAGAGUUCAUCUCAAGCGUCAUGGCGAGCGAAUCUGCGCUUCGUCUCAUCCAGUACGAAGCAACCCAGUAACUCCUUCAGAGAUUCCGUACUCAACUUCUCUUCUACACACAUCCACAGCGAGCCUUGCGUACGACCUCCUACCUCUCAGAUUCUUGGCCAGGCCCUUCCGUCAAUCUAGAAGUUUGUUUGAGGUGAUACUGAAACUGAGUCCUUGUAUAAGCCAUCCACUGAGUGUAAAAGAAGCUCAAAUCAGGUUUAAAAGAGUUCAUCUGCUGAUAGGAUAACAGUGGCAUCCACUUUGUGCAUCUAGCUGCAAGGACACAGAUGUCUGUGCUCACAAGAAGUGGAGUAAAACUAUACGACUCUCUUCGUAUGUUAGGCCAGAAUGAUAGAGGCUAGGCUAGCCAGAGCGGACAAGAAAGAAGAUCAGCAGUCUUAAUCUCAAACACUUUUAACAUGAUUUGCAAGCUGUCUGUGUCCUGAUCUAGUUUUUUGUUACACUGUUCGGACAUGGGCAGCAAUGAUUAGCAGAUUUUGCUUUUAGAAACAACGCCAUGAUACUUCAUGGAACCUGUGUACAGUGUUGAAAAUGUGUUCAAAACAAAUACAAUGUUGUUACCAUAGAUACAUAUACAGUGUUAACUCUCAAUGGGUGUAAAGUUCACGCCAUCAAUACUCUGCCAACCUCAACAGAACCACAGCAUAAGACAUUUACCUCAGGACAAACUCUAGUCUAGAGCUUACUUUUUGGAUGUAAUGCAGCUACAACUGCAAUGCUUGUGGUGAAAGGUGAAAACUUAUAUUGAUUACUUCAGAGUUGCUUUUGAUCAAGUUAGAUUGGUUUGUUCCUUUUUUACUACAUUGUAGACUGUUCACAGGUACUAAUGCUGGUUCAUCAGGACUCCAUUUAGGUGGGAGUUCCAGCAACUGUCUCUAGAAAUGGAUGAACCCAAAGUGAUCACAGAUUCCGUUUUAACAGCUAUGUGUCCUGUGUGAGUCAAAGUUUGGUAUCCCUUCACAGCCUGACACGCCAUAAGGAUCCCUGUGGUUGUGAGUGGAGGUGUUGUGUAAUACCUAGGUGCGCACCAACAGAGACGUUCGCUACAGUGCUUAAGAAAUCUGUUACGUAAGCAUGUCGACUUCAUUUAUCAUCCUGGCCCAGUUCUUACUGGACAUCUGCUAAACAUACUUUUGGUAUAUCUGUCCAUCAGCGAUUCCAGAAAUACUUAAUUGCUUGAUUUUUUAUUCUACUAAGAGGUCACAGAGACAUGUAUCCUGUAAGUCCUUUUUAGUUGGAAUAUUUGCAAAUUGCAAUUGUAAAUAAGGAUGUUACGGGUCAUAGAUCAUAAAUUAGUUCUAACUGGAAUGGAAUACGGUGUAUCUAUACACUACAUUGUAAUCCAAUACUCUAGUUAUAACAUUUUAAAUGCUCUUCAGGCUUGUUAUUCUCCUUCUGUUUUUAUAAUGUUUUUGCUGCUUUUAAACAUGUUUUGAAAUAAACAUCCCAACUGUGA